CGAGUUCCCCGGCGAAAUGGCGGCGCUGGCGGCGGCCGGGGGGAUGCGGCGCCGCUGCAGCGCCCGCCAUGCCCGGUAGCCGGCGGAAGGGGCCCAGCCUCAAGCCCGCCUCCCUGAGGAGGCGGAGCGGCGGCGGCGGCGGCAGCGAGGGCGGCGGCGAGGAGCAGCUCCCCCGGCAGCGGCCGGCAGAGCCCCCCACGGAGGAGGCGGCGGCGGCUGGCAGGGCGGAAUGCGGCGCGGGCCGCGGCCUGCCCGCGAGGGAGGCUCCGGUCGCGCCCCAGCCGUCGCGAGAAGCUGCAGAGUCAUGUCUACAUAAAACACCAAAGAGAUCACUCAGCAGGAAAUCUCGAACACCUACUUUCAGCUCUCCCAUUAAUGACACCGAUGUACAGCAAGAAAUCUUUUGGGAUCCUCAUUCACCCAUUGCACACAGACUAGGCAAUGGAAAAACCAAACAGUUUCCCAGUAGAUGCGCAGUGGAAAUUUCAGAAAUUGUUAAUCGCAUUGCUCCUCAGGAUGAAAAAGCAGCCUGUAAUGAAGGCUCACUUCUAGGGACGUGGAUUGGUGAGGAUGCUAUUCCCUGUACACCUGGAGUAGUCAAAGUGCGAGCUAGGACAAAGUUAAGUUGUACAAGAGACCUUAAGAUAAAAAAUCCUGAAGAGGAACUCAUGAAAUUGGCUAAGGAAUUUGAUAAAAACCUCGUGGAGCUAGGUGCUGUUCAGGAACAAGAGAAGCUUGGUCCCAACAUCAUCCAGACCAUCUCAGGCACUUCAAAUAAUUCUAAAGAUGAAGUACAUAUGAAGAGCCUGAAAUCACUCCUUGGUGAAGUUUCUGACACAGAUACUGCACUGUCCCUGAAGCCAGUUGGCCAGAGCACUGGCAUCCCUGCUGCAGACCCCUGUCAGUCCAGCAGUGAAAAUAUAGACCUUGAGGCAGAAAUAGCCCUUCAUGCUCUUUUUGACUGUUCCACCCAGAAGUGCAGUGGACAGUUGAGCCAAGAACUAUCAAGUAUUUCUUUAAAUAAUAGUUUCCGAGAAAAUAAAGGCAUCUUGGAGAAGGAACACUUGCCUGAAGAAAUUAAAGACAUGCAAAAUGGUAAUUCAGAAGCACAUCAGAAGGAUACUCUGUGUGGACUAGGAAGUGUGAGCAAGACCUUUCCAAAACCUAACACUCACACACUGACAAAAAAACAUCCUCCUUCUUUGAAGACACAAUUAGCAGUCUCUAGUAAGCUUCCUGGAGUACUUAAUGAUGAUUUUGAUGACUGGGAUACAGAUUUAUUGGCAGAUGACUCUUUUGUGAUGCAAAUAACUCAAAAUCCUGAGUUGAUAAGCACUGAAGAAGCACCACUAAUUCCUACAGAUGCACCAGUGCAAGAUUUCAGUGACGCUACCAGAACAAAGGACAGAAGUAGCUGCAAUUCAGGAACUUCUUUGGAGAGUGUACACAAAUCUAACAGUUUGCAGUCUUCACCUUUCAAAAAUUGUAGUAGAAACACACAAAAUACUGUAAAAUCUCUUUCUUUACAAAAGCCAUACAAGAGAGAAAAUUCAAAGGCAGAGCCUACAGCCUUUCAUGGCAAAUGCGAUGUUAAGCCAGAUAAAAUAAAUUCUGUCUGGAAAAGUGCCCAAAGCAGUAAUUUGAGCCAUACUCUUGUUUCAACUCAAGCUAAAGUGAAGCAUGGGAAUGAAACUGUUCAGCCUAAAAGUGACCCUCUUCCUCCUUCCAGAUCUCAUCCUCAUAAACAAUGGACUGAAAAACCUGGGAAGAACACAGACAAUGUUUUUUGUCAGUCAUCCACUGUUUCUACCCAUGCAAAACCCAGUGAUGGUACUAAAGUGGUUAACCAAGCUAACAGAGAUUGCUUAAAUCAAGUUGAAAUACCAAAGAAAUGCCCUCUGUCAUUUGAUGACUGGAAUGAACCCAAAUUCUCUGAUGAGGUGUUAGAUAUGUUUUGUGAAUCUGAUAGCCUUUGGGAUGCAAACUGUGAGGACGAUGAAUUGUUGUAUCAGGUGUGUGAUGAUAUAGAGAAGCAGAAUCAGGACCAGGGUGUUAAACAAGGAAAUGAAAGAGCUAAAACUGUGCAAGGAGCCAGUAAUAAUUCCAGAUCAGAUGCUGACUGCAGCUUCCCAGCAUCUAAACAAGGACUACCUGACCUCUUGGUACAAAAGACAAGUGCAAAACAGGAAGCAUUCUCACUAAAUGCUUCCUGUAGGAAUUCAUCAAAGGUUGCACGUGGACUAGCCACAACAGGGCAGGUGGUGAACUGUAAAAGUGUCUCAAGCCCUGUCACUGUGGUCUCAGGUACUUCCAUGGAGCGUAAAUUUGCGUUGUUUCAAAACUCUCAUCAAGCUGCUUCUGAAGAUAGUACAAAAAACGUUUCUGGAAAGUGGUACAGGUCAAAUUCUGUGCCAGCAGGCUCUGAAGUAAGUGCUGUUAAUGCAGUAGACAGUUUUAGCAGAAAAAUGUUAGACAACCCAGAUCUUUUGUGUAAUGUGAGAAAAACACCAAGUAACAGUUCUGGUAACAGAACGUCCCUUGUGCCUUCAAAAUUUAAAUUCAGAAAGAUUAACAGUUCUCAGGGUGCUCUUCAGCUAAGGCCUGAAAAUCCAGGGGGUCAUUCUGCCAUCGGAGUUACUCUGCAGGGUUUGGAAGGAAGCAACAAUCAGGGGAAUGUGACUUUGCACAGCAAGCUUGACAAGCAGAAACCACCUUUCAAGAGGCACCUUUCAGAGUCUUUUGCACUGUCUACAUCAGUGUCUGUGGUGGAACAAAAAAAUAGAAAGUGUUCUCAAGAAGAGAUUGAAAGGAAAAAACAAGAAGCCCUUGCACGAAGGAAAUCCAGAAUGCAGGCAUCCUUUAAAGAUGGUUGAAUUUGGAGUUUAUUUUGGCUGUGGAGUAAGUUUUGGGGAGGAAACUACUGUAAUGCUGAAAGAUAGUUUCUGAACUGUUCACAGCAAGCUUUUUUCUGUUUCUCAAUUUUAAAACUCUUGACCUGAAAUGUAACUAAUACUCUGGUGGUAUUUACUCUUCAUUGAAAAAACUGCCAGUUGUAAGUGUGCAGUCCCAAACUACCUUCAGCACAAUGAAAGGCAAAGUGCUAUUGAGUUAAGACACUGUUGUGUGUUGAAAUGGUAGGGCCUAAAAAUCAUCACACCAUGAGUUUGUGUGCACACCUAAGUGAAAAAUGUCUAAACCAGACUUUUGGGUGCAUUUCUCCUGCAGAUGUUUUUGAAUUUAUAAGAAGACUCUUAAGGACACACAGACUAAGAAAUAGUAAUGUUUGCUCUCGGGUAGAAGAAAAUGUUUUAAGUUGUGGUUUAAAGAAAGUACGAUCUAGAAAACAUCCAGCAUUGGAAAACUGACAGAAAUGAUCAAGAUUUGGAAAGCAUCCUCAGUUUGUCUACGUAGAAUUAUACAUAGGGAAGGAAGAAUUCAAUAUAAAAGUUUCAUAAGGUGAAAAAAACAUCCUGGAAAAGACAUUUCCUUUUAUAUUUUUUAAAUUCCCUCUAUGAAGAGUUGAAAAUACCCCAGCUAACAAAACCAGACCACCUUUUUCUAAACAUGAUCAAAAAAAGAGGAAGCCUCUGUCAUUUUACCAAACCAUGAGCAAUAGAAAAUACAUCAGGUGAAAUCUCCACAGCUAUGAAUCAGUUUAGCCUUACGAGUUGUACAUAUUUUUCAGACUAAAAGCUGUUAAAACAUAAAAAUGCAAUGUCAUGUCAGCUUAACAGGGUCUGAUAGAAUUUUUGAUGUGAUAGAUGAGUGCAGAGCUCAAACUGCUAAAACUGCCUGUGGGGAAGCUGCAAGAUAUUUUUCAACUGAGAAAUGCUUAUAUGUAAACAUGUGACACUAUGAAAAGUGACUGUAAUUUUUCUUUGUAAAUAAAUAACUUUGAAACCUUCCAAAGGUUAGAGGAAGCUCUUUGGUUUCUGCAGUAUGUGCCAUUUUGGUAACUCUUAAAAAUGUAAGUAUUGUAUAUUUGUAAAUCAUCAUUAAACUUUUUUUUUUUUUUUUA
This is a messenger RNA of Pogoniulus pusillus (Red-fronted tinkerbird), 4018 nucleotides long. It is a transcript of the gene ETAA1, whose product is annotated as ETAA1 activator of ATR kinase. Gene Ontology annotation, biological process: positive regulation of protein serine/threonine kinase activity; regulation of DNA damage checkpoint; DNA damage response. The coding region runs from base 69 to 2873 and encodes 934 amino acids. NCBI's taxonomy places the organism in Eukaryota, Metazoa, Chordata, Aves, Piciformes, Lybiidae. The record is from RefSeq and is a predicted model, not a curated record. The transcript has 6 exons. Gene Ontology annotation, molecular function: protein serine/threonine kinase activator activity. Gene Ontology annotation, cellular component: nuclear replication fork.